ACACAUGACGUCGCAGACCAGACUAACUUCCUUUGCUUUGAAUUGGGGUGUUAAACUAGCUAGCUACCGCUCUGUCAACUGAGGAGCCAACAGGAGCAGUAGAGAAAUGUCUUCUCCAGUGCAGUCAGAUGAAGAUGAGGUGGAAGAAGUGGAGUUUGUAUCAGAGGGCCCUCUCAGACCAGUGUUGGACUGUAUUGAUCUACGUAGUGACAGUGAGGAUGAGGGAUGUUCAUCAUCAGCAGUCACUCUGGACGAUAAAAUCACCUGCCAUAAAGCGCGUGUCACAUCAACACUGGACAGGCUGGCACACCAGGUGGCUCUAGAGAAACAGGAAAGAGCAAAUAAAUGUAGAGCAUUCAAGGAGAAGCAAAUUUCACAAAGAGCUCAUAGACAGCAGGAGCUGGCUUUUAAUCCAACAAAUGGAGCUAAUCGGGAGGCAAAGCGCUGUGUAGACAUGUGGUUAAAGAUGCCAGGUGUUAAACCUGGAGUGAUCAGUGCUGGUUUUGGAAGAAGGCGUGGACCUGUUUCUUUUCCCAUGAAUAGUUCAACCAGACACACUUGUCCAGUGAUUAACUGUGGUCGAGUUUAUGAGAAUGCCUCCCUCCUCGAAGGGCAUUUAAAAAGGUUCGAUCACUCCCCUUGUGACCCAACCAUCAAUCUGAAAGGCUGUCCGAAUGAGCUGUUUGCCUGUGCUGCCUGUGGUCAGCAUUUUCAGACUAAAGAAGCCUGGAGGAGACACGUUGAAUCUAAGGUGUCCUCAUCCGUUCCUGAUGGUCACAGCGUCACUCAGACCUAUCAGAGGAUUGUGUGUUUCGCCUGUCCCGCCUGCUACCUCUUCUUCAACCUGCGAGAUGAGUGUCUUCAACACAUGUCAGCCAGAAACCACUUCACAGAGUCACUCUGCAUGACUGAAACCAAAGGAAGAGCGCUGCCAGUACCCAUCCCACAAUAUGUGAAGAAUCGUCUCAUCACUUUGUGCAAGGAUGCAACGUUCAAUGUCCGAUGCUCUUUAUGUCACAAAGUGCUGAUCUCUCAUCAGGCAGCUCAGGCUCACUUUAAUGUGCAGUGCAGACAGGGCUGUGCAGUGGCCAAGGCUGAUAAAACCGUAGUGCAGGUAAUGAAACAGCUGCAAGUCCGAGGGCAGUGCUCCCUCUGCUGUAAAAUCUUCCUCAGCCAGGCUGAAAUUGAGAGACACAAGGAAUCGACCGAGCACGACGUGGAGGUCAACCAGACAAUGGAGAAAGCAGUCCUUCAGCACUGCAGGUUUAGUGAAAUUCAACACACUCGCAGGGCCGCAGAGGCACGGGGGAAACGACAGUCCCCUGGCCUUGAAACGCCUUUUCAAAAGCGAACUAAGAAGAGGAGUGAUUGCGAAGAAUUUCCAGCCAAACGACAGCGACUAAGCCCAAGUGUGAAUGGCAACUCGACAACAGCAUGGUUCUGCGAGUGUGGCGCACAGUUCUCAGAGGAGGCUGCAGCCAGUAAGCAUCUCUUGGCUGUGAACCAGAUUUUCCAUCAGUGCGGCGUGUGUGGCAAACACAUGGGAGAGUCCUCAAUUACCCGCCUGCAUAUGAGCCGCUUCCACGGGGGAGCCCAUCUCUCCAACUUCCUCUUCUACUGCCGCAAGUGCAAAGUGGAAAUGCCUCGCUACGAAGAUAUCUUGUCACACGUGUCGGACGCCCACAGCGGACACACCUACUUCGCCGAACAGGAAGUGCCCGAGGAGCUCGCCGCUGUCAUCGACGCCAAGCCGUCCACCAGCGCCCACCACUCGUCUUCCGCAAAGUCCACAAUCCAGCAGAACACAGUAGGGACGUCCUCCUUAAAAGCCGAGCAAACUUGGAUGUGCAGAAUGUGCGAGGACGUCUUUGACUCAGAGGAGGACGUCCACAAACACUGCAGCGACAUGAACAGCCACAGCUAUCAGAGAUACAUCUGUGGACACUGCCCCCAGAAGUUCUUCAAAGAGUCAACCGUACGCAGACAUUGUGCGAACGAGCACGGCGGGCAGAUAAAGAGCUCCCACUUCUGCGGCCUCUGUGACAGCAUGCCAUUUGAAUCAGAGGCCGAGUUCCUGGAGCACUACAAGAGCCUUCACAGCAGGGAUUACUAUUGUAUGGAUGACGGUGCUCAGCCCGCCGUCGCCGAGAGCACCGGUCAGCUGACGUGCAGAUGCAUGGGUUCAGAAAAGAGCAAAGAGGAAACGAAGGCUAUAUACACGCAAUGUAUGCGAGACCUGGCCGAUAAGGGGACGUGUCAUUAUGUGUGUGCGCCUUGCCGUGUGUCGGUGCCGUCCUACGCACAGAUGAAGACUCACGUCCACAUGAAGCACCCAGCUCUGAACCUGGACAAGACCUUCGACGUAGAAUGCAAAGCCUGCCAGGAGAGCUUCACAGGCGUUCCAAGCUUCCAUAAACACUAUCACUCCCGACACUGUACAAUGGAGCCGUGCAUGAGCUCCAGGACCUGCAGUAAAGAAGGAAAAGCAGCCACUGUAAAAGUACUCAAUGCUGUGGAGAUCAAACCAGACACUAAUGAGAUAGAAGAUGAGACACUGGUGAAGUUUUUGAACCAGGAUCAGGCCAACCAAGAGAUGCAUGAAGUGCAUGAAGAUGAAUCGGACGAUGAGAUGUCUGUGAGUGCCGAGCAGGCAAGAGAGUCAGCAGAGUUGGAAGAGGCUCUUCAGCGAAGUCUUUUGGAGUUUUAAGGACGAGAUGAAACUCAUUCAGUUGUCACACAGUGUUCUUCAGACAUCACGUGGAGAUGUUUUGUACCAGGAUAUUUGUGUCCAGAACAUAUUCAAUAAAUGUUAGUUGCUAUU
Messenger RNA from Acanthopagrus latus (yellowfin seabream), 2821 nucleotides. It is a transcript of the gene znf451, whose product is annotated as zinc finger protein 451. Gene Ontology annotation, cellular component: nucleus. The record is from RefSeq and is a predicted model, not a curated record. The transcript has 13 exons. The coding region runs from base 107 to 2707 and encodes 866 amino acids. Gene Ontology annotation, molecular function: RNA polymerase II transcription regulatory region sequence-specific DNA binding; DNA-binding transcription factor activity, RNA polymerase II-specific. NCBI's taxonomy places the organism in Eukaryota, Metazoa, Chordata, Actinopteri, Spariformes, Sparidae. Gene Ontology annotation, biological process: regulation of transcription by RNA polymerase II.